AUGGAGAAAAUAGGAAAUGCGGCUCCGACUUACCAUCCCAGGCCGCCUCCCAACGAACAUCAGCAUUAUGGGCCUCGUUUCCUAGGGCCUGACCAGAAUGAAAUGCAGCCAUACUUCAAAUACUCCCAGUGCAAUGGAAGGAAGAAGGCGCUAUGUAUUGGAAUAAACUAUCUCGGACAAGACGGCGAGUUAAGCGGCUGCAUCAAUGACGCCCACAAUAUUCGCAAUUUCCUUUGCACCCAUUAUGGCUACAGAGAGGAAGACAUCGUCAUGCUCACUGACGAUUCACAGCACCAUCGUCAAAUUCCUACCAGAGAAAAUAUUUUGUAUGCCAUGCGCUGGCUUGUCAAGGAGGCCCAACCCGAUGAUUCUUUGUUUUUCCACUAUUCAGGGCAUGGUGGUCAGACCGAGGAUAAGGAUGGUGACGAAGCUGACGGUUACGACGAAGUUAUCUAUCCUGUCGAUUAUCAAGAAAGCGGGCAUAUCGUCGAUGAUCUUAUGCACGAAAUUAUGGUAAAACCCCUCCCAGCUGGCUGUCGACUUACUGCUAUCUUCGAUUCAUGCCAUUCUGGUUCUGCUCUCGAUCUCCCUUACAUGUACUCCACCGAAGGUAAAAUCAAAGAACCUAAUCUCGCAGCAGAAGCCGGCCAAGGACUUCUAUCAGCGGUGAGCUCCUACGUUCGCGGGGACGAGCGUGGUGCAUUAGAGUCAGCUAUCGGCGUCUUCAAGAGUUUCAUGGGUCAAGGCGAAGCUCAAGAGGCUCAUCAAUACGCUCAACAGACGAGAACCAGUCCGGCUGAUGUGAUUAGCUGGAGUGGAUGUAAGGACUCACAGACCAGCGCUGAUACCCAGGAGGCUGGACGUGCUACUGGAGCGAUGAGCUAUGCUUUCACAACCGUUUUAGCGCGAAAUCCGGGACAAAGCUACGAGCAGCUCCUCAAUAACAUCAGGGAUGUUCUACGAAGCAAGUACAGUCAGAAACCACAGCUCUCAAGUUCGCAUCCGAUGGACACUGACAUAAUGUUCAUCUGUUAA
Desarmillaria tabescens is the source of this 1035-nucleotide messenger RNA. Its product is annotated as peptidase C14, caspase domain-containing protein. The record is from RefSeq and is a predicted model, not a curated record. Gene Ontology annotation, molecular function: cysteine-type endopeptidase activity. The transcript has 16 exons. Lineage: Eukaryota; Fungi; Basidiomycota; Agaricomycetes; Agaricales; Physalacriaceae. Gene Ontology annotation, biological process: proteolysis. Bases 1 to 1035 code for a protein of 344 amino acids.